Messenger RNA from Phoenix dactylifera (date palm), 555 nucleotides. The record is from RefSeq and is a predicted model, not a curated record. Lineage: Eukaryota; Viridiplantae; Streptophyta; Magnoliopsida; Arecales; Arecaceae.
AUGGAGGAGACCAUCUACCAUGUUCUUUUUGGGUGCCCGAGAGCCAGUCAGAUAUGGAGAUAUGCUUCAGCUCAGCUUGACCAGAGGCAGAUGUGGGCGUCCACUGAGGAGUUCCUACGAUAUUUGGAGGCCUCGAUCCGGGGGUCUGUACGAGGGGAGAGGGGGACUCGUGAAGCCUACCUGGCCUAUCACUGCUGGUUGGAGAGGAAUACACGGAUUUUCGACGGCGAGAGCCUCCAUCCGAGGAUGGUGGCGGACCGAGCUCUACGGCAUGCGGCGGAGAUCACCGGCACUAUUGAGGCUUCACCUACUGGGUUGGUCAGGGACAUCUGGGGCCCCCAUUCUGCUCUUGCAGCGUCCAGGACGAUAUUAGUAUCCUGGGUGCCCCUAUCCCCUGGCUUUCUUAAGGAGAACUUCGAUGGCAGCGUAUCAGCGGACGGGAGCUGCGGAGGUGUGGAAUUUAUUAUUAGGAAUCAUGAUGCCAGACUUGUGGCGGCAGGUGGAGGGAGGAUUUUUGACUCAUCAGUGGUGAACGCGGAGCUUCGGGCGGCCUGA